This is a messenger RNA of Alligator mississippiensis (American alligator), 5328 nucleotides long. RefSeq names its product VPS8 subunit of CORVET complex (gene VPS8). Lineage: Eukaryota; Metazoa; Chordata; Crocodylia; Alligatoridae. Gene Ontology annotation, molecular function: protein binding. The record is from RefSeq and is a predicted model, not a curated record. The coding region runs from base 162 to 4673 and encodes 1503 amino acids. The transcript is spliced from 48 exons. Gene Ontology annotation, cellular component: CORVET complex; early endosome; late endosome. Gene Ontology annotation, biological process: protein targeting to vacuole; endosomal vesicle fusion.
GCUGCGCCGAGGGAGGGCGGAAGUCGGCGUGGGUUUGUCCUGGCCCCGGCCCCGGCCCCGGCCCCGGCCCGGCGAAUGCAGAUUUUAGCUGCCAGGACCUAAAGUAGAAGCUUAAGAGAAGGAGCCAUAGCACUUUGACUUACUCACUGGAUUUGUUGGAAAUGGAAAAGAUGGCAGAUGAAUUGAAGACAGAGACUGAAAACCUCAAUCCAGAACAGAGCAUGUCUUCCACAGGACUGGAAGAUGACCUUGGCAAGCUCUUGGGUCAGGAGACACUUCUCCCAAAGUUGGGCAGUAUUGAUCUGGAAAGAGAACUAGAUGCCAAAAGUGAGCUGAUUGAUGAUAAAGAGUUCAAUAUUCCUCAGGUGGAUACCCCACCGACGCUGGAAAGCAUAUUGAAUGAGACUGAUGAUGAAGAAGAGACUUUUGUGCUGGAGGAUCCCUCGCUUUUGAACAUCGAUAAUAUCGACACACACUCUUACGACACGUCUUCAGUGGCGAGCUCUGACAGUGGAGACCGGGCACACAUGAAAAGAAAGAAAAGGCUCCCUGAUUCUUUUUCUCUCCAUGGAUCUGUCAUACGACUUUCACUUCUGAAAGGAAUUUCUGCCCAAAUAGUUUCUGCUGCGGACAAAGUGGAUGCUGGCUUGCCUACUGCCAUAGCAGCAUCAAAUCUGAUUGCUGUGGGGACUUCUCAUGGGUUGGCAUUAAUUUUCGGUUUGACUAAGAUGAGGCAAGAUCUAAUGUUUCAGACAAGAUCCUUCAAAAAUCAGUCAGGAGAAACUGAGAUGUGUUCAGUAGACAUCUGUGUGGUGUUUGGAACAAAGCUAGAUGAUUUUCCCAUAUAUCAGAACCAGGCUCUUCGGCUUUGUCUCGGCAGCACAGCUGUUGGUGCCCAGUACGGGGCUAUCUCAGCUCUCAGUAUCAAUAAUGACUGCUCGAGACUUCUGUGCGGCUUUGCAAAAGGACAGAUUACUAUGUGGGAUCUGGCUAGUGGGAAACUUCUGAGAUCAAUAACAGAUGCUCAUCCCCCAGGAACAGCCAUUUUGCACAUCAAGUUCACAGACGACCCGACCCUUGCGAUUUGCAACGACAGCGGAGGCUCUGUCUUCGAACUGUCAUUUAAGAGAGUGAUGGGAGUGAGAACCUGCGAGUCUCGGUGUCUGUUCAGCGGAUCCAAGGGGGAAGUUUGCUGUAUUGAGCCUUUGCACGCAAAGACAGAACUGAGAGAUCAUCCUAUUACCCAGUACUCCCUGCUAGCAAUGGCCUCCUUGACUAAGAUCCUUGUCAUUGGGUUGAAGCCAUCUCUGAAAGUGUGGAUGACUUUUCCAUAUGGUCGUAUGGAUCCCUCCAGCGUUCCUUUGCUGGCUUGGCACUUCGUUGCUGUACAGAACUCGGUAAACCCCAUGCUUGCCUUCUGUCGUGGAGAUGUGGUUCAUUUUCUUUUGGUAAAGAGAGAUGAUUCGGGUGCAAUACAUGUUACUAAGCAGAAGCAGCUGCAUCUGCAUUACGACCUCAUCAAUUUUACUUGGAUGAAUUCGCGCACGGUGGUGCUUCUGGAUAGCGUGGAGAAGCUCCAUGUGAUAGAUCGCCAGACGCAAGAGGAGUUGGAGACCAUAGAGAUUUCAGAGGUUCAGCUAGUCUACAACAGCAGUCACUUCAAAUCACUGGCCACAGGGGGCAAUGUCAGCCAGGCUCUGGCACUUGUUGGGGAAAAAGCCUGCUAUCAGUCGAUCAGCAGCUGUGGCAGUCAGAUUUUCUACCUUGGUACAAAGUCCGUUCAUGUGAUGACACUAAGGAGCUGGAGGGAGAGAGUGGAUCACCUUCUGAAACAAGAAUGUCUUACUGAGGCCCUGGCUCUAGCUUGGUCUUUUUAUGAAGGUAAAGCAAAGGCUGUUGUAGGGUUGUCCGGAGAUGUCGGCAAGCGAAAGGCAGUCAUUGCAGACAGAAUGGUUGAAAUCCUUCUCCAUUACACUGAUCGAACUCUGAAGAAGUGUCCCGACCAGGGAAAAAUCCAAGUGAUGGAACAACAUUUUCAGGACAUGGUGCCCGUCAUAGUCGAGUACUGCCUCUUACUUCAGCGCACGGAUCUUUUAUUCAGCCAGGUAUAUGACAAGAUGAGUGAGAAUUCUGUGGCCAAAGGGGUUUUCCUGGAGUGCCUGGAGCCAUACAUUUUAAGUGGCAAGCUGAUCGGAAUGACAGCUCAAGUGAUGAAAGACUUGCUGCUUCACUUCCAAGAUAGGAACCUGUUGGAGAACAUGGAGGCCUGCAUUGUGCACAUGGAUAUCACCAGCCUCGACAUACAGCAGGUAGUUCUUCUUUGCUGGGAAAAUCAUCUCUAUGAUGCCAUGAUCUAUGUCUAUAACAGUGGAAUGAAUGACUUCCUUAGUCCAAUGGAGAGGUUGUUCAAAGUCAUCGCUCCUCCACUGAGUGCUGGGAAGUCUCUCACAGAUGAGCAGGUCGUGAUGGGCAACAAGCUUCUAGUUUAUAUAAGCUGCUGUUUGGCAGGUCGUGCUUACCCGUUGGGUGAUAUUCCUGAAGAUCUGGUUCCCUUGGUUAAAAACCAGGUCUUUGAGUUUCUUAUCCGCCUCCACUCAGCCGAGGCAUCCACUGAUGAAGAAGUUUAUCCCUAUGUUCGUACACUGCUGCACUUUGACACCCGGGAGUUCCUUAACGUCCUUGCACUGACUUUUGAAGAUUUCAAGAAUGACAAGCAAGCGGUGGAGUAUCAACAGAGAAUCGUGGAUAUCCUGCUAAAAGUCAUGGUGGAAAAUUCUGACUUCACCCCAUCGCAGGUUGGGUGUCUCUUUACCUUCCUUGCUCGGCAGCUCGCCAAGCCCAACAACACGUUGUUUGUGAACAGGACACUUUUUGAUCAGGUCCUUGAAUUUCUGUGCAGUCCUGAUGAUGAUUCCCGACACUCCGAGAGACAGCAGGUCCUGUUAGAACUGCUGCAGGCUGGGGGAAUAGUACAGUUUGAAGAGAACCGUCUCAUCCAAAUGGCAGAAAAAGCUGAAUUCUACCAAAUUUGUGAGUUUAUGUAUGAACGGGAGCAUCACUAUGACCGAAUCAUUGAUUGUUACCUGCGUGAUCCAGUGAGAAAGGAAGACGUUUUCAACUACAUCCACAAUAUUUUGUCCAUUCCUGGAUACAGUGCAGAGGAGAAGCAUUCAGUGUGGCAGAAAGCUCUGGAACAUAUGGAGGAGCUGCUUUUGCUGAGCCCUAGCAAAGCUGCAGACCUGAUCACCACGCACUUCAAUGAUCAGCUUGAAGGGAUCAUUAACAACCUUCAGGUGACAUCUGCAGGGCAGCCACCAGGAGUCCUAUUUAUGCCUUUACAUCCUUUUGGAAGCCUCCAGGGUAGAUGGUGCACUUGGCUGAGUAGUCCUACAGUUCCUAUUCAUCCAGGGGACUUGGAUGUCCACCGCCAGGACCAGUUCUUGCUUUUCCAGUUUUUGAGGAGUCUUCUUGACCCGAGGGAAGGAAUCAAUCAGGAUCUGAUCCACGUAUCUCCCUGCAUCACUGAGCAGUUCAUUGAGUUGCUGUGUCACUACAGUCCUGACCAGGUUUUAGAGAUGCUACAAGUCCUGGAGUUCUACAGACUGGAGGAAACCAUUCAGACCACUCAGAAACACCAACUCCAUGAAGCUUCCUCAUACCUCUUGGAAAAGAAAGGAGAUGUCCAUGGUGCCUUCUUGGUAAUGCUUGAGCAACUGCAAAGCAAGCUGCUGGUGCUUACACAGGAAGAUGAAAAUUCAACACAAUCCGAUUCAGUAAAGGAUAUUGAAGCUACCUUACUGAAAACAAUUGCACUUUGCCAGAGGAAUUCACAUAAUUUAAACCAGCAGCAGCGAGAGGCUCUCUGGUUUCCCCUCCUGGAGGCUAUGAUGUCGCCACAGAAACUGUCAGGUUCUUCAGCCUCAUGCCGAUACUCUGAACAUCUGAAGAAUUUGACCAUGCAGGUGCUCAACAACAUGGCUGCUUUUAUUGCCCUUCCAUCAAUCCUGCAGAGAAUUCUACAGGAUCCUGUUUAUGGUAAAGGGAAACUUGGAGAAAUUCAGGGACUUGUACUGGGGAUGCUGGAUACGUUUAACUAUGAGCAGACCCUUCUAGAGACUACCACUAACCUCCUAAACCAUGAUCUCCACUGGUCCCUUUGCAACCUGAGAGCCUCUGUCACCAGAGGGCUGACCCCGAAACAGGAUUAUUGUUGUAUCUGUCUGCAGCAAUACAAGAGAAGGCAAGAGACCUCUGAUGAAAUCAUUGUCUUCAGCUGUGGCCAUCUCUACCACUCCCUCUGCCUGCUGAGUAAAGAAUGUGGCCUGGAAACCCAAGGGCUGAUGAGAUGGACUUGCUACAAAUGCAACUCCAGUAACAAAGCGGGGAAGCUAUGUGAGAGCUUCUCAGAGUUGAAAAAAGGAAGCAGCACAUCUCUGGCUCAGGCAAGUUCAGAGUCUGCGUUGGAUCCCCAGCAAAUCCAGGCCUUUGAUCAACUCUGCCGACUUUACCGGGGAACCUCCAGGUUGGCUCUCCUGACAGAGCUGUCCCGGAGUCGUGGUGGAGAAAGGCCCGGGCCUCUCAGCGUCUCACAAGGCGACUCUGCCCUGAGCAGCGUUUUUCAGAAUGAGAAUUUCCAGCUGCACCUUGCUCCCCCUCCAUUCACAGAGGAGUAGCUGUCUUUCCUGGUGAGGCCCAUGGCAGCUGCAGAGCACUGUGGGACAAUUCCUGCCAUCGAUGCAAGAGACUGAGUGACUGAUGCAGAGAUCUGUCAUGCUUGUUCAGAUUUGCGGGUCUGUGCAAAUGUAACUUCCUUUUGUGAGAUUGCUUUGUGAUCAGCGGGUUUAUAACAAUAGGCCAUCUCUAUUAGGAUCCCUCUGUCAGCCUCUUUGUCCUCUGGAAGCUAUGAACUCUUUGGCAAAUCCAUCGGUGACAAGUACAAGGUCUUGGGGCAGCUGUACUAAUCCCUGGAGCUACUGUUUCUCCAGUCGGAGUAAACCCAAAUGCCUGGAAUCCAUGCCACGUCCGUUCUUAUUCCCAGAGAAUGCAUACUGUCCCACACGCCAAGUCAGCAUAUCUUGAGCUGCUGCCUUAACACAUAUGAGGGAAGUGGAUAAUUAACUUGAGUUGAAUUUCAGUAUCAGUAAAAGCAGUAGAGAGAAGAAAUUCCUGCCUCAUAAGGAGUUUGCAAAUACAGAAUAGUGGAUCAGAUAGAAGUGGGUGGUUUCACUGCAUGGAGCACCGUGGACCUGGGAGGACUUGUGUGCAACACUCCUGUGAAAUUCCAUUUAGUAAUGAUAAUAAUAAUAAUAAAAAAAUCCUGUCCUUUAA